AUGAUUCAGGAAUCGCAGUCGAGUGCUUCGGAGCGAUGGAAUGGGAGAGGUCCAGAGCACAAUAUGGCUCUACAGCAGAUACUGAAGCUCCAAGAAGCCAGGGCCCUCCACAAAACCUCGCUCCUACCAAUUUACAAGAAGAACGGAAUGCCAUCGCCGCCAGCUAGUCAAAGCUACGACGAAAUGAAGUCUAAGAACCUAGAACAAGGUGACGCGAGAGCGUUCGAACAAUUAAAUCUGGAAGCAGAGUUCCGAAAGUUAUUAGAAAGAUCCGGAAAAGACGUGAGAAAUGAAGAAUCUAUGAGGUACUUCCAACAUAUGCUGGAAAUGAAACAGAACCUUGACUACUUAAAUAGCAUACAAAAAAGAGAACAGAGAAAAGGGUUAAUGAAUGUAGCACAUGUAAAGGAAGAGGCUGUAUCACCAGUGCACAAUCGUUACAGCCCUGCUCAACACUCACCUCAAAGAACGUCUCCAGUAGCACAUUCCCCAGACCACACAGCUCGGCAAACUAAUCACCAUUCUACCUCAUCAAGUCCUAUUUCCAUAACUGCCCCUGUUACUUCUUCUCCGUUGAAUCAUCUUCAGAAUAUGCAACCCUUCGAUUUUCGUAAACAUAAACAUAGUGAACAAACGCUUAGCUCCAGUGAUGGGACACCAAAGGAUAACAUUCAAAUUCAGCAAGAAACUGCAAAUAGUGCAGCAGAGCUAAUGAGAAACCAGUUUUUCAAUUUCCAGCUCCCACCCAAUUUACCAAUACCCAAUAUAUCAAUGCCAUCUACAUUUUCACAUCCCGCAGCUAUGGUCGCCGCUUUAAGUCAGAAUCCAAUGGGUUUAGCGUCGCUGCAAGCUCUUUUGCCACAAAUGUCAGCUAAAUCCAGCGAACGCGCCGAAAAUAAAUCGAAUGUUACCAAAGAAAGAAGCGAAGAAGAAAAUGUUCUGAAUUUAAGCAAAGAUGCUUAUGCUGAAAGUCAACAAUCGAGGGAUAUGAUGUUAGGCAAAUGUUUGAGCCCACCGAAGAGACAAUGGAACGCAUCACACAUGCCUUUAAACUUAGGAACUCAUUUCAUAAAUCCUACUACUGGCAAGAAAAGAGUUCAAUGCAAUGUCUGCUUGAAAACGUUUUGUGAUAAAGGAGCCUUGAAAAUUCAUUUCUCUGCAGUUCAUCUCCGUGAAAUGCAUAAAUGUACAGUGGAGGGCUGCAGUAUGAUGUUCAGUUCGAGAAGAUCUAGAAACAGACAUAGUGCUAAUCCUAACCCGAAGUUACAUUCACCCCACUUAAGAAGAAAAAUUUCGCCACACGACGGUAGAAGUGCCCAGUCUCAUCCAGUUUUGUUACCACCCCAUGGAUCUGGUAUGAACAUACCACCAGUUAUGAAUCCCAUGCACGCUUUCAAUUCAUAUCCGCUUCUCAAUUCCUCUCAUAACCUAAGACAAUUCCCACCUAAUAUGCCUAUGGAUUACAAAAAUAAUUUGGGCGUUAAUUUCUCAAACUUAGAACACACACACAUUUCAAGGCGAGAAUCGAGUUCUGUAGAAACAAAAGAUCAUGAAGGUCAAGCGGAAUCUGAUGAAGAUGACGGAAUUGUGGUUGUAGCAGGUGAUGAUGAUGAUGACGAUAAUGAUCACAAUAUUAGUCAAAAUGACUACUACUCUCAUAUGAAUAAAACCAACAGAUCCCAUGAAGAUUCAGAAACUGAAUACGAUCAUGGCAGCUUUAGUGAUAACAACGAAAGUUUCGAAAGUAAAAAAGAUGAAAAUAUUAGUCCUGAAGUCAUGAAGAGGAAAAGAAAGAAUUUAAACCCAACACGCUUACAAAAUAUCAUUAGCGAUAGGCGCACGACACACUCAAAUGAUGAAGAAUUCGGUGAUGAAUCUCAAGCACUUAAUUUAAAAAAAGCUAAGCUUGAAGAACCAGAUGGUGUUCAAAAUGAUCCAGUGAACAAAAUGAACACCUUAGAAAACAAACAGGCAACUGAUAUUAUUAAAGUAAAAGAAGAGCACAGUGAUGACAAUACUCCAAGUGAAAACGUAAAAGUUAAAGAAGAACCCGUCGAAAAAGAAACCUAUAAAACGAACGAAACAUACUCGCCUAGUCAGUUUUCUUCCGAGAACGCCUUAAAGAAACUGGAAAGUCUAUCCAAGGGGAAUUUUCCCAACAUUUCAAAGAAAAGCGACACGAACGCAGUCGGUCCUUACAAUCUCUGCGUGAACGAUUUCACCGACUUUUCCGAUAGAUCUCCCUCAUCAUCCGUCUCUAGUUACGACUACAAUUCAGACGACACACAAGGUCAAAUAUACGGCCAUUUCGACGAUGGCUUCUUCAUCACCACCACAGACAUCCCGAUUGACACAGAAAACCCAUUAAAAUGCAAAGUGUGCGACAAGUUAUUCCAGAACAUUUUCAUCAUAAAAAACCACUAUCAGAACGCGCAUUUGAAGGUGAUGUAUAAAUGCAACAAUGAAAGAUGCAGAGCCGCGUUUUCGUCGCGACGCAGCAGAGACCGGCAUAGCGCGAACGUCGAUUUACAUAAACGCGUUCUAUGCGACAUCACCGAUGACUACAACAUCAUCGAGAAGACGAGGGAGCAAAUUGAGAUGAUGACGAAGUACACGGACGACGAACGUCCGAUUCCCUAUGUCGAGUCAUCUAAGUACUAUCGAGUGAAAGAUGUGAAACCAAAAAAGCUAAACUUACCAUUGAGCGCUCCGUACCCACCGAUGUUACCUGACUAUUUAAAUCGGGACAUGUUCAAUCAGCAUCCAUUUCUGUUCACGCCAUUUGGCAUGCUACCAAACUUCGCCCCACUACCGUUCGGCUUCUUACCUCCGAAUAUUAAUGCGUUUGGCUGUCAGAGUCAAUAUUCGCCGCCGCUGCUGCCAAAACUCAAUUACUCGAUCGAAGACGAAGCCCCUAGGCCGAAUAAAGAUGGUUAUUAUCCAUGUCGCGGUUGCAGAGAGUACUUCAAGGACUUGCACGGUCUGAAGACGCAUUGCGAGUCUUCGCAUGCCCAGCUUCUGCACAGGUGCUCGAUAAACGGUUGCAACGCGGCCUUCUUUUCGAGGACUAAAAGGAAUAUUCACACCGAAUCCCACUAUUCUAGGCGAUCAGAAAAAGGGGGGUCGUGA
Molecule: messenger RNA, 3129 nt
Organism: Leptosia nina
Lineage: Eukaryota; Metazoa; Arthropoda; Insecta; Lepidoptera; Pieridae
Source: the annotation of a GenBank genome assembly